Messenger RNA from Caenorhabditis sp. 36 PRJEB53466, 2373 nucleotides. The record is from the annotation of a GenBank genome assembly. Lineage: Eukaryota; Metazoa; Nematoda; Chromadorea; Rhabditida; Rhabditidae.
AUGGUGGAACGACACGGAUCGGUGAACCCGACGAAGCCGGCGAAUGCAGCAGAAGUGGCUCGAGAUGUAGCCGCGAGACAAAAGAAUUAUAACAGAACGUGCUGCAACUUGUGUCACAUCAAACUAGGUGAGUCAUUAGGCAAAAAGAAAGAAAGCGAGAAGAGAUUUGAAACAUGACAAGUUGAGGAGUUCAAAGGUUCCCAUGCUAUCAGAUAUUCUAGGUAAAGAGCUGCUGCUUGUCAGUUUUAAAACACUAGGAACCAAUUGUCUGCGAGUGGUUUAUAGGUUCGUUAACGGUAGAGCCAUCAGGGUCCAGGUGUUCUGUUCAUAAAACUUUACGAGGGUACUUUGAGCUUCUAGUUUUUUCGCUCCGAAAUGUUCAGAAAACGUUGUGUAGUGUACACCAAAUCCUUUGAAACGUAGACUUUGGUCAGUGAACCUUGAGAUCCUAGACAUUUCAAAAAACAACAACGAAGGGGGAAAUCGAUAAAUCAUCCGAAUCUAGUUCAAUUGGAAAGUUCAUCUGCACUCGGUUCGCACUCUUCUCCAUCCGUCCGUCUGUCACACAUAGGCUAACUAACUAAUUGAACGCAUCACCUGUCCGUCUCCGUCCGUUCCGUUAUUACACAGCCCCCCACUGUACAAUAGCAAUUCAGGAGCCGCGUUCCUUGGCGUCAUCGAGGCAACGAUCGCAGUCGCGGUGCUCAUCGGAGCUGCGCAGCAGGUUGUGUGGAAGAAUCAGCACUCCUCGUCCUGCGACAAAAAGUGAAUAGAAGAAAACUUGAAAAGGAAUGAAAAACUAUGAUUUUUACAGCAUCUUCCGCGACUGUCUGAUCUUCCAGUUCAACCACUUCAACGUGACACUCAUCUUCGACUACGUCGUCAUCCUCAUGAUGAUCUUGAUCCUCUUCUCAGUCCUUUGUCUGUUCUUCGGAGUGGCCAGUGACACCUCCUGCCUCAUCCUCCCCCAUAUCGUUGUCCAGGCCUUCUUCCUUCUCUUCUCCAUCGGAUAUUUUGUACUCUACGCAUUCUCCUACUUCUAUGGAGAUCUUGUAGUCCAUCACAGGCCGUUUAUGGUAAUUUUCUUCCGUCUGUUCCAUUGGCCACUCGUUUCUUUCAGAUCCAAUCGAUGUUCGAGCGUAUGUGGCUGGCCACUUUGCUACUAGUGCUCGCCGCAUUACAAAGCUAUUUGUUUUCCUCGGUGAUCCGAUGUAGCUUAUACUUGGCCGUGAGUUCUCUCGCUAUCGCCUCCAUUUGAUCUCACACGCUUCGACUUGUUUUUCCCGUUUCUCCAGACUAGUCAUUGAGCAUGCGACUGAAGCGAGAAUUCGUAGAAUCUGGCGUCAAGUUUCAGGACAUCGAAGAGACCCGACGACGCCGUGAAUCAGCAUUCGAACGGUGCAGUGAGCGUGUUCGAAUUGCGAAAGAAAACGGGCUGUGGAGAACGACGAGUUGGGGCGGAGGCUUCCAACAGUACACGGGGCAGUACGAUCGUCCAAAGAAGGAGGUGAAGAACAAAGGAUUUCAUGUUCAGUGGAACACGGAUGUCGAAGCGGGAGUGGUGAGUGUGAAGAAGGAAACGGUCGAGCUGGCGAGGUAAGUAAACAUUGAAAUGGAAAAACGUGAAGUUUGCUGGUUUAGAAUCGAGUCCGUAGAGACUCCUCCGCUCAGCCCGAUUCCAGAGGAUGAGAUCAAGGAGCCGUCGCCUUCAAAGACCACGCAAAAGUUGAACCGAAGUGCAUCGAGAUCAGAGGAAAGGAGGGGGUCGACCAAUUCGAACUCAUCGCAUCGAGUGAAUCGAGGUGCAUCUGAAUCGCCGAAGAAAGAACACAAACCGAGAUCGGUGAAGAAAACGGCAUCCGAAGGAACGAGUCGAAUCGAGGAGGAUCUGCGGAGGAUGUCGUCCACGAAAGAGCAUCAUCACAAAGAGCAUCUGUAUCGGGUAGAAUCCAAGGAUUCGCCGAGUAUGCCGAAGAGACAUGUAAAGUUGAAACCGAGUGAGAGUUCCAGGUAAAUUGAGGUGGCACUACUGAACUCCCUUUUCCAACUUUAGAGAAACGCAAAAUACGCCUUCAACUGCUCGUCGGCCUUCUCUGAAAAAGAACCGAAGUGUGGACAGUGGGGAUCAGUACGACGAGGUGGCCGUCUUCUACAAAGAAAAACAUCAUCGGAGGAGAUCAUCGGAUCACGGAAGGAGCAAAACGAGCAGAUCUCCGGAGAGUGAGUACGAGAAUGACUACUGGUAAUGCCUGUUUACUGGCCGGUUUUGCACGAUCUCCGAAUCGCCAACAUUUGCUCAUUUCGUUUUCAGAAAAAGAGAUUCCGAUCGUGAAAAAAGUCUCAAUCACUGCUUCUUCCGCCCCGUUUUGCUGA